AUGGCGGACCGUAGCGGCAGUAAUCCUCAAUCUCCCGGUUUCACCGAGAAAUUAAAAUCGUGGCUCUGCUGGUCGUGGACGUACAUAUGUGUUCUCUGGUUUGCCAUGGUCUUGACGAUGGUUUACGUACUGAGGAGUCCUCUGAAGCUGCAGGAGACGGUAAAUGCCGCAUCUGUGUUUUUAAACACUCUUACACCUAAAUUCUAUGUUGCACUGACUGGAACAUCCUCUCUCAUCUCUGGCCUUAUUUUGAUAUUUGAGUGGUGGUACUUCAGAAAGUAUGGCACCUCAUUUAUUGAGCAGGUGUCUGUCAGUCACUUGCGCCCUCUUCUGGGAGUAGUGGAGAACAGCAGCUCAACAGGCCUCUUCUCUUCAGUAAAUGGGGAUAUGGAGCCAAGAACCAAUGUUGCAGAAUGUAAAGUGUGGAGGAACCCACUUAACCUGUUCAGAGGGGCAGAGUAUAGCAGGUACACUUGGGUGACGGGAAAAGAGCCCCUCACAUACUACGACAUGAAUCUGUCAGCACAAGAUCACCAGACCUUUUUCUUGGGGGACACUCAGCAACUUAAACCAGAGGAUGCUGUAAUGCAGAAGGCCUGGAGGGAAAGGAAUCCUCAGGCACGUAUUCGAGCAGCUUACCAGGCCAUUGAGCUGAACCGAGAAUGUGCUCCAGCGUAUGUGCUCCUCGCUGAAGAAGAAGCUACAACAAUCACAGAAGCUGAACUGCUAUUUAAACAAGCACUUAAAAGUGCUGGUAAAGACACAAACCUUGUGGUGUACAUCAAGCGCAGACUGGCCAUGUGUGCUAGAAAACUGGGACGCAUCAAAGAAGCUGUGAAGAUGAUGAGAGAUUUAAUGAAAGAAUUCCCCUUACUGGGAAUGUUAAAUAUUCACGAGAAUCUUCUAGAAGCAUUAUUAGAGCUACAGGCCUAUGCUGAUGUACAAGCAGUCCUUGCAAAAUAUGACGAUAUAAGCUUGCCGAAAUCAGCCACUAUAUGCUACACAUCUGCCUUACUGAAAGCAAGAGCAGUAUCAGAUAAGUUUUCACCAGAGGCGGCCUCCAGACGAGGUCUCAGCACAGCAGAGAUGAACGCAGUAGAGGCAAUACACCGAGCUGUGGAGUUCAACCCACAUGUACCAAAGUAUUUAUUAGAGAUGAAGAGUCUGAUUUUGCCUCCGGAGCAUAUUUUGAAGAGAGGAGACAGUGAGGCAGUGGCGUAUGCAUUCUUUCACCUGCAACACUGGAAACGGGCAGAGGGGGCACUCAAUCUGCUACACUGCACAUGGGAGGGCACUUUCCGAAUCAUUCCAUACCCCCUGGAGAAGGGUCAUCUCUUCUAUCCUUAUCCAGGAUGCACAGAGACUGCAGACAGAGAACUCCUGCCUUCGUUUCACGAGGUCUCCGUGUAUCCAAAGAAAGAGCUUCCAUUCUUCAUCCUCUUCACAGCGGGCCUGUGCUCAUUCUGUGCCAUGCUGGCCAUGCUCACACACCAGUUUCCAGAACUCAUGGGGGUCUUCGUCAAAGCAUUCUUUAGUACUCUCUUUGCACCACUGGGGUUUUUUGCAGACAAGAUGGAAAGAUUUAUGCCCUCCUGCCUGUGGCAUCAACUAACAAACGUCUGAUGAAAACAAUUCAUAAACCACACACAUGGACAUACUUGCACUCAAACGUUUUACUGUACAUGUAACACACGUUAACAGCUGUACUGAUAAUAAAAAUGUUUUGGCUCUUGA
This is a messenger RNA of Xyrauchen texanus (razorback sucker), 1734 nucleotides long. Its product is annotated as suppressor of tumorigenicity 7 protein-like. Bases 1 to 1623 code for a protein of 540 amino acids. NCBI's taxonomy places the organism in Eukaryota, Metazoa, Chordata, Actinopteri, Cypriniformes, Catostomidae. Gene Ontology annotation, molecular function: protein binding. The transcript has 15 exons. The record is from RefSeq and is a predicted model, not a curated record.